Messenger RNA from Acanthochromis polyacanthus (spiny chromis), 1848 nucleotides. RefSeq names its product emerin-like. Bases 143 to 691 code for a protein of 182 amino acids. Lineage: Eukaryota; Metazoa; Chordata; Actinopteri; Pomacentridae. The transcript has 7 exons. The record is from RefSeq and is a predicted model, not a curated record.
AUAAAUAAAACGAGCGCCCCGUGAUUAUCGGUGGGAGGAGUUGCGUUUGUUUCUGUUUUUGGGGCACAAAUUGAAGCUUAACCGAAACAAGAACGGACAAAAUCAAGUCCCUAACCCAUUCAGGCGAACAAAUCGAGUAAAAAUGGCUUUAAGCAGCAAAUCUGCGGACGAAAUCAGCGAGCUGCUGGAUGAAUACGGGAUAAAACACGGACCUGUGGUCGACUCCACCAGAAGUCUGUACGAGAAGAAACUGAAAGAAGCCAUGGCCAAAGGAAAGAGAGCAAAACCAUCCAGUGACAAAACCUACUACAGAGAAGAGGAGGUCACGUAUGUUUACAGGACACCAGUCCGAAGUGAGGCUUCCAGAGACAGUGGGACGUACAUGAGGUCCAGACCGGAGUGGAGUGAGAGGGAAUAUGAACAGGAGACUUCCUACUCAGACUACUCCAGAUCCCGGCCGGAAUACAGAGGAAGAGACUUCGUUGAUGAACCGUACACGUACAGCUCGCCGUCCUCUUACAGAGAAUUCUAUUCGAGAUCGACACCCGUGAAAUCGGAUCAAGAAGCUCCAAAGUCGUCUCGCCUCGUCCCUCUGUGGGUUCAGCUGGUCUUCUUCCUGGCUGUGGCUGUCUUCCUUUACGUAGUUUUUUCCAGCAUGGAGACAAAUGAAUCUCUCAUAGGGUUAGAAUGAUUUGUUCUUAAGUUCAUGCUCAAAGCUGUUGUACUUUUAAGUGGAGGAAUGCAUCUUGGUUGUGGCUCUAUGUUUUAGACACUGAUGAAGGUGUGGUUCAUGCAUUCAUAGCUGCAGCUUUUUACACUUGCUUAUACUUGCCUGUGUUUUUAUUCUGUAAUUAAGGGAUUCAGUCCAUCACCUCUUCAUAAACACACUAAGUCCUUCUUACUCUCACCUGGAUAGCAGCUGUCUGUCCAUCCAGAUCUUUUUUUUGAGGUUAUUAUGCUGUAGUUGCACAUAAAAGACCCCCAGAUAUUAAACUAGAAUGUCUUAUAGUUAAAGACUUGAUGUUAAACACAUUAAAACAACAUAAACUGUAAUAAAAACCAUACGGUCCAACUGGUGAAGUAUCGAGAGCUUCAGCUGGUUCAUAGUCCGUCUGUAUGGGAGAAUUUGGGUUACACUUUUUUUUAUUUUUUUUACCUUAUGUGCAGUUUGUGAAGAACAAAUAUCCACUAAUUUCAUAUCAAAAUUGGACAGCAUACACACAUUUCUCACACCAUUGUCCAUAAUUUCUCCAUGUUGUAACUGGCUUUUAGUUUUUCGUUGUACUGCAAAUUCACUGAAAAAAGAACAACAAACAAAAGCACCUGUGUUUGUGGCAUCGAUCUGUAUCAAAAGAUCCUUUUUAGCGUCACAAAAAUGUCUUUUUUUCCCCAGUUAUAUUAUAAUAAUUUUGUUUAGAAGUCUGUUCCUCACUGUGUAUAAAGGUUUACCAAAUUCUUGUAGUUUCCAUAAAAGCAGUGCUUCCAUUCUUCUGUCGUUCGAUUCUUCAGACCAGCUUCAAGUGCCUCGGUGUUUUGGUGGGAACAAUCGGAAUAUAAUUGUUAUGGUUAUGAACUUUGAUCAGCAUUUCUGGGUGAAAAUGUGUUUUAAAAAGGAAAAAAAAACAAGUUCUAAUGCCACGCUUAAGUUUCAGUAGAAUUAAUUCAGACUUUUGUACGACAUAAUCCAACCUUUACCUCCCACAGAGUUUGUUUUUGUAUUGCCGUUUCAUAAUUAAAAAUAUGAAUGUAUGUGUGAACAUUUGAGGUUUCAAGUAAUUUAUUCAGCAACAAGAAUAUUUAAUAAAAAUGUAAUCACUACGAGUAUAAAAAUAAAUGAAGCACAUUCUG